This is a messenger RNA of Perca flavescens (yellow perch), 1541 nucleotides long. It is a transcript of the gene ccdc3b, whose product is annotated as coiled-coil domain containing 3b. The transcript is spliced from 3 exons. The coding region runs from base 445 to 1266 and encodes 273 amino acids. The record is from RefSeq and is a predicted model, not a curated record. NCBI's taxonomy places the organism in Eukaryota, Metazoa, Chordata, Actinopteri, Perciformes, Percidae.
UGGAGCUGGACGAUUUUGCUAAUCUAUUAUUAAUUGUAUGUAUUAGCCUAUUUUAUAUAAAAUUAUUAGUUUUUACGUUUGGAAAUUUCACACACAGGCCUGAAUGCACACACUUGCAUACCUCCUGCUCUCAUUUCAAAGGUCAGAGGCACAUUUUUUUGCAGGGGAUGCUGGUGUGGACGGGUUGAUCCACUGAUCGCAGGUAUUGUGGCUGGAGGAGGAAGCAAAGGCCGCAGAGAAGUAAUCAUCGGUCCGGUACUAAAACAUUAUUUACUCACUGUAAAUAUCUGUUGAGGCAGCAUUUUUUAUAUUUUUUUAAGUAUGUGCAUGGAGUGAAAGCCCUGCAGUUUUUUUUUUUUUUUUUCUUCGUGAUUUCAUUCAUCAGCUGCAUCGUGCGCGUCGGUGCGCCUCACUGACCCACAGUCGUCUCAUCUCUGUCGGAUCAUGUGGAUUAUUUGGGCGUUUAUUCUGGCAGCGGCGGGUCCUGAUAGGUGCUGGGGAUGUCAGCUGCCCCGCGACUGGAGACCGCAGACAGAAGCGUGCCGUGCCGAGCUAGCGGAGAUCAUAGUCUUUGCCAAGGUGUUGGCACUGCACAAGGAGUCUUACAAUGUGUAUAACGACCUGCCGUCCGACACUGAGCUGCUUUUCUCCGCCGAGAUUGAGCUGCUGUGCGACCAGGCGUGGGGCAGCAUGCUGGAGGUCCCCGCCGGCUCCAGGUUCAAUGUCACCGGCAUGGGCUACUUCACCUGCUUCUCCUACAGUGUCACCAAAAACAACAACUACUACUUCUUUCUAAGGAUGGAUGAGAACUACAACAUUAUGCCUCAUGGAGUGAACUUCCAGGACCCCAUCUUCCCCGACACUGCAGAUAACCACCGCAUGUUUGCCAGCCUUUUCCAAUUUGCCAACUGCACGUCUGGUACCCAGGUUCACAGUUACGCCCCGGAGUGGGAGGCUCAGGAAGAUAGCCGGUUGUUGUGCUCUGCGGUGCAGAAGGCUCUGUUUGAGGAAGAGGAGAGGGUCUGGACUCUCUCCCAGAAGGUGCGCUCCUUGGAGAAAGCCAACGACCACCUGAGGGAAAAGGUGAAGACCAUGAAACGUCUGCUACGCCAGGCCCAACGAGAAACAACAAAGGAGCAGCAGAUCCUUAGCCUCAAACAGCUCUACGAGUCAAAGACGGCCCAAACUCACCCUGAUCAGGACACUACCCAGGACCAGAGGAACCAGCCGCUAAAAAAGGCCCUCUCCAGGAAGCUAAAAAACUAGAGUACAAACAGUGGCAAUUGUAAUUGCAUUACAUUCUCCAUGUCUUCAACUUAAUGACAGUAAUAAGCUUACUUCAAAAGGAACAUACCAAGUUUCAAGAAACUUCACCUGCACAACCAAAUUUGGUCAUUUUGUUUGUCCAGUUUUAUUUCCUGGUAAAAUUGAAUUGUGCCUUUGAGACUGUCACCUACAAAGAGAGCACAUCUACUAUUUACAUCCUUAUCCAUAUACUAAGUACUCUGUGUGUGUGUGUGUGUGUGUGUGUGUGUGUGUGU